Messenger RNA from Crotalus tigris (Tiger rattlesnake), 3296 nucleotides. It is a transcript of the gene ABRAXAS1, whose product is annotated as abraxas 1, BRCA1 A complex subunit. Gene Ontology annotation, cellular component: nucleus. The coding region runs from base 322 to 1770 and encodes 482 amino acids. NCBI's taxonomy places the organism in Eukaryota, Metazoa, Chordata, Lepidosauria, Squamata, Viperidae. Gene Ontology annotation, biological process: protein K63-linked deubiquitination; mitotic spindle assembly; attachment of spindle microtubules to kinetochore. The transcript is spliced from 9 exons. Gene Ontology annotation, molecular function: polyubiquitin modification-dependent protein binding; microtubule binding. The record is from RefSeq and is a predicted model, not a curated record.
UAUGUGUGAAAAACGAUCAUAUAGAUCCUCUUUUUCAGUGCCGUUGUGACUAUGACUGGUCACUAAACGAACGGCUGCAAGUCGAGGACCAACUGUCCUUCGUUCUUCCUUGCCUCCUUUAAAAUUAUUCUUGCUCGCGCCCCCUCGUCCUCGUAACUUGCCUCCUUCACCGCUUCGCGCGCCAAACCACGAUGGUUCUUUUUUUCCAUCAAGGUCUACCGUUCCAGAGAAGGAUGGUUUUCCCGGUUAACCGUGGGUUGGCGGGGUUGCCUUAGCGCAGCCGAACCAAGGACGGGGUCGAAGCGGGGUCUCCCGCGGUGGAUGCAAAUCGGGGGCCGCGGACCAAGCGCGAACCGGGGCGCGGAGGGCCAGCGGCGCCUUCCUCCCCACCGGCGCGCAAAGGCGGCGGGGCGCAGUGCCGCGCUCCCUCUGGGCGCUAGAGGUCUCUGCGCGCUCGCCUCCUCGCUGGCGGGCCGGGCGCGGCCAUUGUUGCUCCGUCCUUCCUCCCAGCGGGGCUGUCGUCGUCGUCCUCCUCCUCCAUCGCGCCAGCCCAGCCGUCGGAGAGACCCCGGGGAAGGCGCCCCGCUGGGGAUGGAGGGGGAGAGCACGACGGCGCUGCUGCCGGGCUUCCUCUUCGGCGCCCUCGCUUUCCACCACCUCAGCACCGACUCAGAUUCGGAAGGUUUUCUUCUUGGAGAUGUGAAAGGUGAAGCCAAAAACAGCAUUACCGACUCUCAGAUGGAUGAUGUUGAGGUUGUGUAUACAAUUGAUAUACAAAAGCACAUUCCAUGUUAUCAACUCUUCAGCUUUUACAACGCUGCUGGAGAACUGAAUAAACCAACACUGAAGAAAAUAUUGUCAGGGUGCAAAAAGAAUGUGAUAGGUUGGUACAAGCUCAGGCGUAAUACUGAUCAGACAAUGACGUUUAGAGAACAGCUUCUUCACCAGCGCUUACAGUCACACUUAUCAAACCAGGGUCUUGUGUUCCUGUUACUCACUUCCAACGUAACCUCUUCAAGUUCAGCCACUUACAAAUUUGAAUAUGCCUUACAUAAGCCACAAGAAGGACUUUUUCAGAGAGUGCCCUUAGUUGUAGCCAAUCUAGGAAUGGCAGAACAGCAAGGUUAUCGAACUGUGUCCGGUUCCUGUAUCUCUUCGGGCCUUUAUAAAGUGAUCGCAGAACACAGGUCAGAAUUCUUUAAUGAAGAUGGGUCUCUAAAAGAGGUUCAUAAGAUUAAUGAAAUGUAUUCUACUUUGCAGACAGAACUAAAGAAUCUGUGCAGUAAAGUAGUGGAUAGUGAAAAAUCAGUAGAAAAUUUGUUAUCACAAAUAGAUCAGCUGAGGCAAGAAAUAAGAAGCAAAAAAGAACAAAAGAAAACUACAGAAAAAGAUAGAAAUUACUUGGAGGAGCCAAAAGAGAAUCUUUUUCUCUGUCAAGCUAUGCAGCACUUUUUCCCAAAUUCUGGGCUGCAGACAAGCAUGGUUACUUUAAAAGGAAGGCAGAUUCCUAAGCAGGAAUGCACAGCUGACCACAACAUCAAAAUCACGGACCAGUUAACUUUAAUGAUCAAAGAAAGUAAUUUCCCUGAAGCAGAAACGAGGCAGACAACGAAGCGAAAAGCUAUUGUGAACACAAGCGGGCCAAAGACAUGCAAAAGACUGCGAUCUUUCUACCUUAAUCAAAAACUAUUUCAGGAAGACCAGGAAAAUAAUGACCAAGAAUUAAACGUUAGGAGUAACACCAAAGCAACUGAAGAUGUGACCCCCUGAUGGGCAUACACUGCCUUCAACUCUUUAAUCCCUUCCAGUGGCAAAGAGUUUUUGUUGUUGUUGUUGUUAUUCUCAUCUCAUUGCUGCUACUUAUGUUAUUAGCACUCUUCAUUAAUACAUGGAAUACUUGAGUCAAUGUUUUGGAAAUAAAACAUCGCCCUUUUAAAUCAGCAUCAUUCUUACAACCUGGAACAAGUUUCAGGUUGCUUUUCCUCACUAAAUCUUAAAUUGCUUAACUCUCUUAAAGAGCACAGCAGAAAAGAGCAAAGUCAAAGAACCUAUCUGUUGUUUUUAAUAAGAACAAUAUUAAGAAUGCAAUGGUACUUUCUUUAAAUAUCAAAGCUGGCUUUGAAGUGAAGCCUUGGCCCUACAAUCAAAACACUGCAGUGAAAAAGAAAACCUAGAAAACCUAAGAAUUCUAUUCCCAAUUAUCACUUUACAUUCUGUUUUAAUACUUAGAAUUUCUACAGCCUUGUUACGUAUUUGAACUAAAAUGUGUAAGUAAAAUUGAAUUUGAGAGGAAUGAGCCCCAGUGAUGCUAAUUCAAAUUAGAAUUACAGUAUCCUUAGGUGAAAAGGUUGAUUUUCUAUCCUGUAUAUGAAGCAACAGUUGUUGUUCAAAAGGCCCCAUAUAGCAGUGGUGGCAAACCUGUGGCACGCGUGCCAGAGGUGGCACUCGGGGCCCUCUCUGUGGGCACGUGCACCGUUGCCCCAGCCCCAUCUUCUCCCGUGGCCCCCUCCUCACCAGCAGCCCCCCCCCCAGAGAGUCACCCCAGGGCACGGCCCAUGGGAAGCAGCGCAGCCAAGGACAUCGUAGCAAGGCAGCAGGGACAAGACUCCGCUCUUGCGCCCUGUCGCACGCAGAUGAUGCUUUGGGGCACGGGCAGACGUCGUAGCCUCCAUGACGCUGCAGGGCUGCCUGGGUGAUGUGUGGUGGGCCAUGGAGGUGGUGGGUGGCCCAGCGGGCAGGGCAGAGCAGGGACGGGGGGCGGUUUUUGGGCACUCAGUCUCUAAAAGGUUCGCCAUCACUGCCAUAUAGGUUGAAGCAAUCAGAUAUUCACUAUAGAGACACAUCUUUCUCCUUAUAGUGCUAUAUUUGAGGACACAAUUCGUUUUUUACUCACUAUACAAUAUGAAAUAAUAGGCUUCUCAUGGACAUAUUGAUAGCUUGUUUAUUAACAUUCUAAUAAACAUAGUUACAAAAAAUAGGUUAACCAUGAUUGAUACAAUUUAUUCUGGAUAUUUAAUAUUACAUAAUUUGGGGUCAUUGCGAAACAAUGGGUCCUUAUGCAUAACCGACAUAAAUCCUGUAACAGAAUAAUUGAGUUUUACAAACAAUAUUUUUAUAAAUCAUCCAAAUGUAUGACUAUUUUAUAAUACUUACCCAUGCGAUGGGCUCUUUUAAUAGCUUUUGCUAUUUGUUUUUGUUUCUUUGUACAUAAGCCUAAGAAGCAAACAAAUAGUAAUUUCAAAAAUUAUUCCAAUAAUACUAAUUGCUCAAUUUCCUUUGAGCCUUUGUUUCAAAAA